AUGAAUUUUAAACCUAUUAUUACAUAUACAGGUGCUGCUCCAUUAUUUCGUUCAUUGGAGGCCCAAAUCUCAAAUGCUAUACCCUUGGACACAUGUGAAUGGCGUCGCACACUGCAUCGACCAACUAAACAUGUUCGACUGGAUGCCCAAUUUCAGCCCUUCAAUGUGAAACUUUUAGAGAAAUAUAAAACAGGAGAAUGGAGUAUAGUCGAGCAUCCCAUAUUGCAUGUUUAUGUGACGGAAUGUAAUGAUGUUGACAAUUAUAAGAAAACAACCCAUGAGGAAAUAGAUAAAUGGUUAAAAUUAUUGACCAGUUAUGAUGUCAGUGAUUGGAUGAUUCUCCUGGUUGAGACAAUAGAUGUGCGAAAGACCAAAAAUCUAUUGCAGAGGACAACGGUGUUGGAUAAAAUUCGUCUGGAUUUUGGUGCCAAGAAUGAUGAUCGUUGUAUUUCGGUACUUAAUCCCGCGAAAUUUGAACAAAAAUCAACAGAAAGUUUUAGGUGUCUGGUACAACGUAUUAGGUUCCUAAUGCUGGCCAGUUAUAAUCGUAAUAUUGGCAAAUAUGAAGAAUUAAUACGUUCCAAACGUGAAAAACGCAAUCACGACGGUUGGGAUUUCCGUCAAUAUUUCUUUAUGCAGGAAGAUUUGGCAUUGGUUUUUGAAAAAUUGGAACUGCAUACGGAUGCCCUUAUUCAGUACGAUGAGCUAGAUGCCAUAUUUUCCCAAUUCAUAACCAACUCCAGUUUUGGAGAAAAACAAAAAUGGUUGGAAUAUUUUCGUAAACCUCUGACCUCUUUCCACGGCAUUUGCCUUCGGCGAAAGGAUCGUUUUGAAUUGCGCGACAAGAUGCGUAACGAGGGUGUUUCGUUAUUGGAAUUCCGCAACUAUUUAUUCGAACGCCAAGCCUAUUUGUUGCAGCAGAGCAAUGAUACACCCUACAUAGCUAAACGGUUGUUGCCUUUUCUGUUUUCAACAUUACGAGAAGUUGAAUUGGUGAAACUGGAAUAUCAAGAAGGUGCCUUGGCCUGUUGGGAAUUUGUGUGUGCCCUGGAGGUAUUACAGGUGUGUGAAAUACCAAUGGAAGACCAAGAACUUACGUGUUUUCAACACUGUGCUCCCAUUUGGAAUCUGGCCAAGGAUAAGCUGUACGAAUUGGGUAAACUGUGUGGCUUGCUGCCAGGAUGUACACCCACUUCAGCUCAACUACAUAUUGUGGUACAAUUAUCAGCUGGCAUCGGAGAUACUCCCAUUGAUCAGCAGCAGCAAUUUUUAAAUCCCACCCCACAGCAAAGGGAUCGUUCACCUGCCCGUAAGCCACGCAAAUCUGCUCCGGAACAAUUGAAAGAAGUCUUGGGUUCGAAUCAGGCCUUUCAAAAACUGUAUUUGGAAUUAGCUGAAUUGGCUAUUAGCACCUACAAACAUGUAUCACGUUUGAGGUCAGCACGUUUGGUUGGUUUAGAUCUGGGCAAUUUUUAUUGUGCCUUAAAUGAACCGCAUAAGGCGGUGGGAUUCUUCACAGAUCUCUUGCGGGAGCUGAAGGCAGAAAACUGGCCAUCCUUGUGUUCUCAAACUUUGCUUGAAUUGGCAAACUGCUAUCGCAAAAUGGGUGAUGCCAUGGCCUACACCAAAACAUGCAGUGUCAUUUCUUGUUGUCCAGAACUUGAAACGUUGGUGCGUUCGUUUUAUUUCGAUGAAUUUCUCAAAUCUUUAAAAUCUCUCAAUUCUGUGUUAUCCGCCCAACCAUCCCUGGAGAAUGCCAACUUUUGUAUUCUGGAGGAUCAUUUUCGUAUUAGCAGCAUUCAGGUGUUGAACGAAAAACCAAUAAUUCAGGAUGACAUCAUACGAGUGGAGUUGCAGUUUGAAAGUUUAUAUCCAAGAGAAAUUCUAGUUGACGAAAUCAAGUUGUCUUUUGAGCGGUAUAUAGCGCCUCUUCCAAAUCAGGUGAAUACACCAAAUGCGAUAGCACAAAAGGUUGGUUAUCUCAAAGACAAUCGUCAGAAAUUCUCGUUGCUGUUGCAUCGGAAACAAAACAAACAAUUAUAUUGUGCCUCGGUGGCAUGUGAUACACCAAAGCCGAAGCAGCCCGUGAGGAGGACAAGUAGUACUAAACGUAAACUGUCACCUAGUAUUCAGUCAGAUUUUAGCAAUGCAGUCUGUGUGGAGAAUAUUGUUAUUCAGCCUGGUGCAAAUAAAAUCGAAUUGAAAACUAAGGGUACACGUGUGGGGCAAUGGGAGUUUAAACAGUUACGUUUGCAAAUGUCUAAAUUGGAAUUUCUUUCCGAAUACUUGCCGGUUAAAGUUUUACCCUUUGACAUCACCACCAAACCGGCCACGGCAGUUCUACACUUUAAAACGCUUAUAGCUGGCAUAGAACAACCCAUACGUUUACAUGUUUCCGGUGGUAGUUUUAUAUUUCCCCCAGAUGCCAAAAUAACAUUAAAAUGCUCAAAAAAUCUACGAAUACGCAUGCAGAACCAAUCAAAAGAAGAAGAUUGUGAUACCAACAAAGAAAAUCCCGAUGAGGAUGCCACAUUUGAAAGCACACUGCAUGUGCCUCUGAUGAAUUUCAAAUCCUUUGAAGAACGUGAUAUACCAUUGGAAGUUUUAACGGAUAUGCCGGGACGCAAAUUGACCAAACACCUUGAACAUCACAUUACACUGAGUUGCCCCUGGUCGCGCAAUGAAUUACAGAUACCCAUUGAAUUCCAGCCGGCCAUAGAGGCUUCGUGUCACUUGCACACCUGUGGAACUCAAAAGUUUUUGCAAGUGAUUGUUAGGGGUUUGGAGGCGCAUCUGUAUUUGUCCGAGGCACGGGUGCGAUGUGAUGUACCAGGUGUACGUUUGAUCGAUUUGAAUCCGCCAACACAACAGAAAAUUGAAAUCUACAAAACGCUGACGGUAUUUUUUCUUUAUGAAAUCCAAGUGGAGCCAUUAGGGACAGAAACAGAAUUCCCCGUAAUAAAAGUGCAUUUCAUGACAAAAUAUUCGAGUGUGGAUAAACCCUAUUUGCUGCGUAAUUUUGGUUGUGCCUUCGAUUUGGUGGACUAUGUAACGCUGUUCAAAAUCGAAGCCCAAUUGGAACCAAAUGAACUGCGUCGUCUGAAAUCUGUGUGCAAUUUAAAUUUGAAGAUAACCAAAAUACAUGAAAAUCCGUACAGUGAUUUAAUGUAUGAAGUACUAUCCGAUCAAAAUUCCUGGGCUGUAUGUGGACGUUCUUCGGGUAUUAUUUCCAUGAAAGAUGUGGGAAGCCAUUCUAUUUCACUGGAUGUUAUGCCAUUGUGUACUGGUUUCUUGCCCAUGCCUAGCAUACGUUUGUCGAAAUACAUCACAUGUAAUAAAACUAAAGCUGAUACUCAUUCUAAAGUACAUCCAUUCCCUCCGGGCCAAUUAUACAAUUCAACAAAAUCCAUGCAAAUCCAUGUCAUAGCCACAGCUGGUGAACAAUAA
Molecule: messenger RNA, 3447 nt
Organism: Musca vetustissima
Lineage: Eukaryota; Metazoa; Arthropoda; Insecta; Diptera; Muscidae
Gene: SIDL
Product: trafficking protein particle complex subunit 10
Exons: 7
Coding region: 1-3447 (1148 amino acids)
Biological process (GO): early endosome to Golgi transport; intra-Golgi vesicle-mediated transport
Cellular component (GO): TRAPPII protein complex
Molecular function (GO): protein binding
Source: RefSeq, a predicted model, not a curated record